CUGUCCUUUUUCUCUGCAGGUCUUGAUGCCGAGCUAUACUAUGUGAGGGAUGAUGUGGUGAAUCUUUAUGCCCUGUCCUUCAUUCUGCCUGUGCCCAGUGAUACCAACAGCCUGCAUUUCACUUGGCAUUCCAGCAGCAAGGUGGAUUACAGGUUGGGGUUUCAGGUAGAAAACACAUCAGCCAUGGAUCAACCUCAGAGCAACAUCUCUGCCCAGGGAGAGGUCCCUCGCAGCCGCUCGGUAUUUAGAGUGGACCUGUUCUGUUCUGGUAAGGCCGAUGGAGAGGCUGUGUUAACAGUGCAGUUGAACCUGACAACGCCAGCCAACAACUUUACAGUGCUCAACUUCAAACGCAGGAAAAUGUGCUACCGAAGAAUUGAGCAGCCAGAACCCCCUAAAACUUUGCCCUUCCCAAACACAACCAUACAAAGAAUAGACCCAAGCAGUUCGAAUGCUCCUACCACUUCCACACGUGUUUUCUACAUCAGUGUCUGUGUGUGCUGCAUUGUCAUAUUCCUGGUGGCCAUCAUCCUUGCUGUGUUACACCUGCACAGCAUGAAAAGAGUGGAAAUGGAUGACAGCGUUAGUGACAGUGGAAGCUCCCAGGGACUGUCUCAGCCUUCCACCCAGACCACCCAGUACCUGAGGGCAGACACCCCCAACAACGCUACACCUGUCACCAAUGCUCAAACUGGCUCUGCUCCCAUGCUCCAGCUUGCAGGCGCCUCCUUCCCUCACCCUGGCGCUCCCUCGCACGAAACCAAAAGUUACCCCUCUCUGCGGAUAGAGAAGAAUGACUUAAGGAGCGUAUCACUCCUUGAGGCCAAGGCGAAAGUCAAAGACAUUGCCAUCUCCAGAGAGAGAGUAACACUCAGAGAUGUCUUGCAUGAAGGGACCUUUGGCCGCAUAUUCCAUGGAGUCUUGCUUGAUGACAAGGACCCAAGCAAAGAGAAACAAGUCUUUGUGAAAGCAGUGAAAGAUCAUGCUUCAGAGGUUCAGGUGACCAUGAUGCUCACAGAAAGCUGUAAACUACGUGGACUUCACCACAGGAACCUGCUUCCCAUCAGUCAUGUCUGUAUAGAAGAUGGUGAGAAGCCUAUGGUGCUGCUGCCUUACAUGAACUGGGGAAACCUGAAGCUUUUCCUGCGCCAGUGCAAACUUGCAGAGGCCAACAACCCACAGGCCAUCUCUCAGCAAGACCUGGUGCACAUGGCAAUACAGAUUUCAUGCGGGAUGAGCUACCUGGCACGGAGAGAGGUCAUUCACAAAGACCUGGCCGCCAGAAAUUGUGUAAUUGAUAACAGCAUGCAAGUAAAGAUCACAGAUAACGCACUCGCCCGCGAUCUCUUUCCUAUGGAUUACCACUGCCUCGGGGACAAUGAAAACAGACCUGUUCGCUGGAUGGCUUUGGAGAGUUUGCUCAACAAUGACUUCUCUAGCGCCAGUGAUGUGUGGGCUUUCGGAGUAACUCUUUGGGAGCUGAUGACCCUUGGACAAACUCCGUAUGUUGACAUCGACCCCUUCGAGAUGGCCGCUUAUUUAAAAGAUGGCUACAGAAUAGCACAACCCAUCAACUGUCCCGAUGAACUGUUUGCAGUCAUGGCAUGUUGCUGGGCCUUGGAUCCAGAAGAAAGACCAAAAUUCCAACAGCUUGUCCAGUGCCUCACUGAGUUUCAUGCAGCUUUGGGGGCCUAUGUCUAAUCUCUCACACAAGGCUUCUCACUACAAACCAGCAGCGAUGUUGAACAGCACUAUUCCAGAGUUACUGCAGUGCCUUACUUUAUCUAGCUAUUUUGUUAAUUGUUUCUUAUUUCACGCGAUAUAAAAUGCGGCUUUGUUUGGGAGGUGUAACCUAACAUCUUCUGUACGUCACAGCUGCAUUAAAUAUCGAGGACUAUUUUCCACACUCAUCCGAUUAUAAACAACUGUACAAAAUGCUGAUUUUAGGGUGUCUACAGGAAGCUGCAGUUCUCUUUGUUAUCUCACAAUGGAAACAAGAAAAAGUGCCCUAUUGCUAAAUAUUGCUGUCAAAGACUUGUGUAUGUGUAGAUACAUUUUCAAAGUGGGAGGAGCUUUAUCUCCACUGCAUUUAUAUUUUCAGACAAUUAAGGUAUCUCCACUGCUUUAGAUCAAACUGGACAUGACAAUUGGUACGUUAAGUAGACUCUCUAAGAAAUAAGAAGACUGUAAGAUGAAUUUUCUUUUGUUCUCCAUACAAUCACACAAAUGGUGGAGCCCUAAUGCUGGCCAUAAGCUUUAUCUUUCUAAAUUAUGAGAUGGCAGCAGAAGUGUGGACCAGCGUGUUGUUGCCAUCCUGCAAGUCAAACUGGACUUUGGUACGGGGUUUAUGAAAUUCCUAAAACUUUUGAUGUUUGACUGUUCUGUGUCAGAACAAUGCCUUCCUUCUAUGUUUAAACUGUGUGAGUACAUGGAAAAGUAAAGAAAGUCACUGUGAA
Paramisgurnus dabryanus is the source of this 2456-nucleotide messenger RNA. Lineage: Eukaryota; Metazoa; Chordata; Actinopteri; Cypriniformes; Cobitidae. The record is from RefSeq and is a predicted model, not a curated record.